This is a messenger RNA of Juglans microcarpa x Juglans regia, 3280 nucleotides long. RefSeq lists its product as uncharacterized. Lineage: Eukaryota; Viridiplantae; Streptophyta; Magnoliopsida; Fagales; Juglandaceae. The coding region runs from base 344 to 2650 and encodes 768 amino acids. The transcript has 3 exons. The record is from RefSeq and is a predicted model, not a curated record.
UUUCAUUGUUAUUAUUAUUAUUAUUAUUAUAUUUAUUUAUUUAUUUAAAGUUACAUGGGCAUCCGAGAAUUCCUCUGAUGUUCUUGGGCGGUUUUGACAAAUAGGGGACUCUGCACGGGGAUGGUCUUCUCGGAUUCUAAAUCUCUUCAAGUCGGAGACCUUUCUCCAAUGGUGGUGUUCAAUUUUUAUCCAUUAUUUCAAAUUUCGUGGUGUUGAGCACUGGACAUAUGAGUGUAUAGGUGACGCACUACUGAUCCAAAAAAGGUUCAUAACCAUUGAAGGUUGCUUGGGGUUAUAUAUUGCUUAUAUUUAUUAGCAUAGUUAGUGAGAGGAAGAAAGUACCAUGGAGUGCAAUAAAGACGAGGCUGUCAGGGCUAAAGAAAUUGCUGAGAGGAAGUUUAUGGAGAGAAAUUAUGCUGCUUCAAAGAAAUUUGCCUUGAAGGCUCAAAAUUUGUAUCCCGAGCUUGAGGGGCUCUCUCAAAUGUUAAUGACACUUGAUGUCUAUAUCUUUUCUGAAAACAAAAUAGGUGGGGAAGCAGAUUGGUAUGGUGUACUUGGUGUAGAUCCCUUGGCUGAUGAUGAGACAGUAAAGAAACAAUACAGGAAGCUAGCUCUCAUGCUUCAUCCUGAUAAAAACAAGUGUUUAGGUGCAGAGGGCGCAUUUAAGUUGGUUUCCGAGGCCUGGAGUUUGUUAUCAGAUAAGGCUAAGAGAUUAUCAUAUAACCAGAAGAGGAAUUUGAAAGGAUUUCAGCAGAAUGCUUCAGCCCGGAGUGGUGGUCCAUCAGUGCUACCCAGAGCAAAUGGCUUUCAUAAUGUUACCAGGAAUGUUGCUUCAACUGCGAGGAAUAGUCAUAGCGGCAAUCGCGUGGGCCCCUCUUCAGUUCCUCCUCCACAUAUCAAAACUAAUACUUUUUGGACUAUUUGUAAUAGAUGCAGGACACAUUAUGAGUACCUCAGGACUUAUUUAAAUCACACUCUGCUUUGCCCUAAUUGUAACGAAGCUUUUAUGGCUUUAGAGAAGCCUCCACCUCCUAAUGUUUUUAAGUCCUCUAGUUGGUCUUCUCGCAAGACGCAUCAGAAUUCAAGACAUCAUCCUGGAAUUUGUAAUCCAUAUAAUGAAGGUCUGAAUUCAUUCAGUAACACAAACUUCCACUGGAAUUCUUUCUCCGGAGGGGCUGAUUUUGGUUGUACUGCUGCAUCAAGUUCUGCUGCUGCUCAAGCUGCAACUGUUGUUGAACAGGCUAGUGAGAGAGUAAAGAGAGAGCGUGAGGAAGAAUGGUCGGCUGCCCCCGAAUGGGAGAGGAGUCAGGAGAGGAGUCAUCUAUUUAAGGGCACGGGUAAUUCAGCCCUUAAAGGAGAUAUACACUUGAAGAAGAGAAAGCUAGAUGAUAAUUGUUUGAACAGUUAUGGAGGCCAUGCGGCAAAUCAAAUGACUAUGGGAAAUGGAGGAACUGGCAUGGUAGGCUUAUCAGAACCAACUAGGGGUUGUUCUGGAACAGAAAGGUUUUAUGGUUUUUCUGGUACUUAUAAUAAGUCCAACGGUGAGAGAGAAUUGAUGUUUUCUGAAAUACAGAAAAUGCUACUGGAAAAGGCUCAGAGUGAACUCCGCAAGAAACUUAAAGAAUGGAGCUCAUUAACUGAAGCAAAUACUUCAAAGAAAGAGAAGGAGAAGGUGAAAGACAAAGAGUCUAAGAAGAAGCUGGGUGUGGUGAAUGGUGACACAUAUGACCUGCAUAAGGGGGGUGGGUCAGAUGCUAGCAAUAAAAGACAGCAAAACAAUUCUAUCUCUAACCGUAUGGAUGAUGAUACAGAUCAACGGGAUGUUGAACCUAUGUCAAUCAAUGUUCCAGAUUCUGAUUUUCACAAUUUUGACCUGGACAGAUCUGAAAGUUCCUUUGAGGAUGACCAGGUCUGGGCUGCAUAUGAUGAUGAUGAUGGUAUGCCUCGUUACUAUGCUCGAGUACAUAAGGUGAUCUCUUUGAAGCCAUUUAAGAUGCGGAUCAGUUGGCUUAACUCAAGAAGCAACCAGGAAUUGGGCCCAAUAGACUGGAUAGGUUCUGGUUUCUCAAAAACAUGUGGGGAUUUCAGGAUUGGCAGACAAGAAACAACGGAAACAUUAAACUCUUUCUCUCACAAGGUAAUGUGGACAAAAGGCAUUCGCGGGGUCAUUUGCAUAUAUCCAAGAGAGGGAGAAGUCUGGGCUCUGUAUAGAAAUUGGUCCCCGGCUUGGAAUGAGCUUACACCAGAUGACUUGAUACACAAAUAUGACAUGGUGGAAGUGCUUGGUGACUUUAAUGUGGAACAAGGUGUGUCUGUUGUUCCUCUUAUUAAAGUUACUGGUUUCAGGACAGUGUUUCAAAGGCACAUGGACCCCAAGGAGGUCAGAAGGAUUCCCAAAGAAGAAAUGUUUCGCUUUUCUCAUCAGGUCCCUAAUUACUUGCUUACAGGCCAAGAAGCUCAUAACGCUCCAAAGGGUUGUCGGGAGUUGGAUCCAGCAGCUACCUCUUUGGAACUUCUUCAGGUUAUAAUGGAAGCUAAGGAGGAGCCUAUGUUGAAGAACAGUGGAAGAGUCGAGGAGGAGAUGUUCCAGAGUACCCCCAAAAUAAAUGUAGAUGAGAUGGUAGGGAAUACCCACACAGAGAACAAAUGAGAUUGUAGUGGCAGUAAAGGAUGACAAAAUACACCAAAGAUGAUGAUAGAUAGUGGUGCAUGGCAGGGUAGUCAAGGAAGCUGAUGGGUAGAAGAUGCUAAAGAAGGCGAAGAUUUAGGAUGUGGAUAUCGCUGGAUGCACCCCUUUUGAAAAUUUUUUGCUUUAUUUUGUAAGCCUAACCCAUAUUGUAGAAAUUGCUUCUUUGGCUAUUCAUGGAUCACAAGUGGUCCAGAGUUUUCUGGUUAUGUUGUAAAAUAUUGACAGGUAAAUUUCAUAUGAAAAAGGCCAUGCACGACCAUACUAGAUCACCAUCAGGUCUUUUUGCAAGCCGAAGAUACUUUAGGAGAUAAAGGUUACAGCCUUCAUGUCUCAAGUAUUUCAUCAACUGAGGUGGAUGUUUCCCACCUUACUGGAUAGGUUUUUUUUUUUUUUUUUUUUUUUUUUUUUUUUUUUUUUUUUUAAUAUCAAUUUUCAGAUAUUGGUAAAUGCUAUUUGUGUGAGAUGCUAUCAGCAAGGAGGAUUGAAGUUGGAUCCAUGGAGAUCGGGAUGUCUUCACUAAUUGUUCAGAUCCCACAGCUAUUUCUUUUUUGGAUUGUGACAAUUUGUCCUAAUGAAUGGUCCUUGCUUCUU